ACCCCCAUCGCCUCCCUCCCUUCCUUGUUCGUCUCGGGUUCGAUCACGCAUCCCCAACCCUAAUCGAUCGCCCUCGGAUCCGCUCGCCGCCCCCUCGAUUCCCACCGCCACCAGCUCCAAUUCUCCAAAGUCUGCAUCGCUGGUACGAGAUCCUGCGUGAUGGAUGGUCACUCGGGAUCUUUUGUUCGUCGCGUGGAUUUCCUGGCGCGAUUGGUUUGGGUUCUUGCGCUGGAUUGGGAGUGACUUCUAUUGGUGCAGCGCCUAGGGUUUCGUUCUGAUGUCUUCCGUGGAGAAGAAGAGGGGCGUUCCGAUGAAGGGGGAAGUAGACGGGGUGUCUGCGUCGAAGGAGGUCCGUGAAUCAAAAAAGGAGAAGAGGAGGCGGCUGAUUUUGAGUGAUACGGAUUCGGACGAUUGCUUGGUUUCUCUUCAGGAGGUAGAUUGCGAGACGGCCCAGAAUGGAGACAGCUUGAGCAUCGGCGAGGACAAUGGCGUGGAAGGGAUGAAGGAGAAGGAGAACGAGAAGGAGAAGGUUGAGGUGGAGAGGAAGAAAAAGAAGGUUUUGAGGUUAGAUGUCGUGAAGCCAAGUGAAGAGUUCGUAGUUGCUGACAAGAACGAAGUUAUUGAGCCGGUCUUGGAGAGAAAGAGAAGUAGGGAGCCUGCUGAUGUGGAGGGCUCUGCAAAAAGACCAAAAAGGGAUUUUUCGGAGCUAGGACGAAUUCUAAAAACUGCAAAUGGUGGAAAUAAAUCAAAAACCUAUUCUUCACAUGGUGAUGACAAAAAGGAGAUGAAGGUGGACGUUGAUAUCAAACCCCUAGUCCCCGCAAGUAGAGAGAGGUAUGGAGUGGAGAAUCACAUACAGUCAAACUCACACAGUAUUCACAAGAAGGAAGAUGAAAAAGUCAAGUCCAUAGAAUCUUCAGGUGAUCAAGCACUUCAGAUGAAAGAUGGUAGCAGCAGUUUUGCUUCCAAAAAAAGAGCAGAUACUAGCAUUUCUCUGUGUAAAGACGGUGUUCUGAGGGUGCAGGGGAAAGGUGGUGUCUUGAGGGUCUUACCAAGUAAUAAAAAGGUAGAUGGGUUUGGCAAUCUCCAUUCUAAGAGCAAAGUCGAGGGAAAAUCAAACACUUUCAUCUCUCCCAGGAUUGCUACUCGUAGUACAUUGAAGAAAUCAUCCCUUUCUCCGGAUAGAAGAGUUCAUGAAAAAUCAAGGUCAGGAGCUACUUUGAAUAAACAUGAAUCGAAAAAGGCAAAAGUUGAUAUUGCUGAGGAAAGCACAUAUAAAAAACCAAAAACUGAUUCUCCAAAAAGAGAAAAAAAGAGAUCAGAUAUGCCAAGGGGAAGGGCUGGUUUCAAAAUAAAGGGUGGCACCAGUAUGAAAACUGCUUUUAUGGCAAAACAAGAAUUAAGUAAAGCAAGUGUAACUCGCAACACUGAGAAACAGAAACUCAGAGAUCAGAUAAAAGCCAUACUUCUUAAUGCUGGUUGGACAAUAGAUCUGAGGCCAAGGAAAGGCAGAAACUAUGAAGAUUCUGUUUACAUACCUCCUGAAGGACAAGGUGGUUAUUGGUCAAUUACAAAGGCUUAUGCCGUGUACCAGGAACAACUAAACAGAUCAUGUAAUGAGCGCCGUAAGAAUUCUUCUGAAAGGUCCUCCAGGACAUCUGCUGGGAAUGACUAUGUUGUACCAAUGGAGUCCCUAAAUAUACUGAAGAGAGUUGUCAACAAGAGAAGGAACCAAGAGCUUGAAGAAACUCAGAGGAGCAAAAAGAAGGAAAAGAAAACUUCUGACCUUAGGCAUCCUGGAGAUCAGGAUGCUCAGGAUAAGCUUGAUGAAAUUAGAGGCAGAAAGAAGUCAAACUGUGCCUUAGCAUCAAACACUAAAACUGCUGUUGGUUCCAUAGCACAUAAGCAUUUUCGAAAAGGAAGAAACAAACAGAGAGGAUGUGCUUUAUUGGUUCGUGGUAGUAACCAGGAGGCAGAAGAUGAAGAAAAUGAUUACGUUCCAUAUGUUUGGACAAGAACAGUUCUCUCAUGGAUGAUAGAUAUGGGUGUCCUGCAUAUUAAUGGAAAAGUUAAAUACAUGAACCAGAGAAGAACAAAGACAAAAUUAGAAGGCUGGAUAACGAGAGAUGGCAUUUAUUGUAGUUGUUGUAGUAAAAUUCUUACUGUUUCAAAGUUCGAACUUCAUGCUGGAAGCAAACUUCUCCAGCCAUUGCAAAACAUAUAUCUGGAGGAUGGAGGACUUUCCCUAUUGCAGUGUCAACUAGAUGCAUGGAAAAAACAGGAUGAGUCUGAACGCCAAGGAUUCUACAUUGUUGAUGUAAGUGGUGAUGACCCUAAUGAUGAUACUUGUGGUAUCUGUGGUGAUGGUGGUGACUUGAUCUGUUGUGAUGGUUGUCCUUCAACAUUCCAUCUGAGUUGCUUGGGCAUUGAGAAGCUUCCUCCUGGAGAUUGGCACUGUACAAACUGCUGCUGCAGGUACUGUGGGAGAAUUUCUGUUGACACUAUUCCAGAGACUGAUGAAACUGUUUCUUCAUUACUCUCUUGCCACCAUUGUGAGGCAAAAUAUCACCAAGACUGUGUUCCUGAGACAGAAUCUAUUUCUGCAACUUCCAAGAGUCGACGCAUUUCUUUUUGUUCCCAAAGUUGCAGUAAGGUUUUCAAAUGGUUACAGAAGAUUCUCGGGACCAAGAAUGAACUGGAAGCAGGAUUCUCAUGGAGUGUCAUAAGGCGUUUUGAUGAAGAUGCCUUCGAAUUCCCAUUGAUGUCACAGCUGAAGGUUGAAUGCAACUCAAAGAUUGCUGUUGCCCUUGCAGUUAUGGACGAGUGUUUUCUUCCAAUUGUUGACCAGAGAAGUGGCGUUAACCUGAUUCAUAAUGUCAUAUAUAACUGUGGAUCAAAUUUCAAUCGGCUGAACUAUAGGGGUUUCUACUCUUUUAUUUUGGAGCGAGGUGAUGAAAUUAUUUCUGUGGCAUCUGUCAGAAUCCAUGGAACCAGGCUAGCUGAAAUGCCUUUCAUUGGGACAAGAAACAUGUAUAGACGUCAAGGGAUGUGCCGUCGGCUUCUUGAUGGAAUUGAAUCAGCCCUCUUCUCUCUCAAUGUCCAAAAGCUGGUUAUACCUGCUAUUUCUGAAUUGAAGGACACUUGGACUAAUGUCUUUGGCUUCAAGCCUCUUGAGGUUUCACAAGAACUAGAAGUUAGGUCCAUAAAUAUGCUGGUUUUUCCUGGUACUGGUUUAUUACAGAAGCCGCUGCUAAUGAUGCACUCUUCUGAACAAUGUGCACCUAUUGAUGGAGUUGACAUGGUUGAGUAUGACAUCAAACAUCAGCACCAGACAAAGUCAACCUAUGAAUCUUCUGAGUCUUCAUCUGUCGAGCCCAACCUCUAUAAUUCUGGUCAGGCUGUUGUCCACUGUGUAAAUGCAACUCAAGAUACUGGAUCUGGCUUGUCGUCUUUUAAAGUUUCACCUGGUUCUUCUGAUUCUCCUCGAUCAGAAUGUAAAUCUCAAGAAUAUAAGUCUUUAGUGAUGGGUGGUGAUAGGGACACACACAAUUUUCCUGAGAGUGGUUUGACAAAUUCACAUGAUGAAGAUAAAUCUCAAAUUGAUUUUUCAACUAGAGAGCUAACUUUGUCUGAUAAUCAUGGAGAGAAAAGUACAGAAGCUAAUACUCUCACUGAUCUGCAAGAAAGCAAUGCUGUUUCUAAGCAUGUGUCUCCAAAAGGUUUUGCCUCUGAUAUUCAAAAGUCAGGAGCUUCUUCACUUAACAUGCUUCCCACUCAGUGUAACUCGUUGCAGCAUAAAUAUGAGGAUCAUUGUACUCCGCCAGAAUUUGUUACUGUCACACCAAAACCUGGUAUUGAGAUUAUUGCAGAACUUCAAAUAUGCUCCUUGGAGUCUACAUCAACUCCUCUUCAUUAUGAAUCUCAUGUGAGAACCAAAGCCCAUUCUCCAAAUUCAGCCAGGGGCAAUGGUCAAAUAUCUCCUGAAUCUACCCAUGAUGCAACAAAUCAUCAUGAAAAAUCUCUUUUGGAUCAUUUAGAACCGAGCAUUCAUGUUGAUAGCAAAGAAAUGAUGUAUAGCAUUCAUGCAGUAGAAGCUAAAGGCGCUGCUCUUGAUCCUAAUUCCUCUUUAAAUGAUGAGGACUCUGAACCUUUUGCUUUUGAGAUUGUUAGUAGACCUAUCAAUGCUGCUGCUGGAAAAGAAAAUAGUUCUUCUUACAAAAGUUGUGCAGUUACUGUUUCUGAUAAAAGCACUAGGCUUUCCAUACAACACAGUAGUUUAGACAGGGUUUCCAUAACAAAUGGUACUGUUUGUGAAUCAAACUUAUCUCAUGUUGUUAAAAGUUGCAAAAUACAAGGUGAUAUUGAGCACUCUGACAUGACUUGUUCUCUGAUGCUAGAUCCAGGUAUCAAAGGUAUUCCACCUGUUUUAACAACCUCCUUUGAGGUUUCUGCCGAGCCUAUUGAUUAUGGUUUAUGUGCUGUUCAUGAUGCUUCUGUGGAUAUAAAAAAGUUUGACACUGGUUCUGAAUCUUCUCAGUAGCUACUGAUAAGCAUUCUCUGGAUUAGUUCCUACAGAUUAUCUGUUCACCUGGUGUUGCCAUCUUUCCUGUUGGAAAUAAUUUGAUGUGAUACACAAGGUUGUUUUUGAGGCAAGAUGCACAAGGUUAUUAGUGGAUGCUGCAGGCGGGAGAAUGGAUUUGUUAGUGAAGGCCUUUAAAUCAAGUUGCUAUGCUAUAGAGAUAAAUAUCCGAUCAAAAGGAGUCUUGUCAUCCGAACUUGCCAUAUACUGCUAACUCUUUUGACAUGCACAUGCAACUGUUUGGAGCACAAAAUGAAUCAAGCUAAUCUCGUUUUGGUGGAAGAGACUGACGCAUCAAAUUUUCUUCAGAUGGAUUUAUGAUAGUUACUAGCAAAUGCACAAAGUGGAUUCAGGUGGAAGAUCAUUUGUCCCCAUACUGCAGGAUUUGAAGUUACUGGUUCUUCCAUGGGUUCCAUCUGGAAAAGUCUCUCUCUCAUCAAUAGGAAUGGUAAGCAGUUUCAUGUGUUUGCUCUGACACUGCCACUUUUGAUAACCAUUCAAUCUGCAGAAGAUUUUUUUAGACCUUUUGGAUAGAAAUGCUAGAAGCAUCACAAGUGUACAGAAUUGGGACAAGAAUCAUAAAAAUAGCUAAUAGCUUUGUUAUUUUGUGGCCA
This is a messenger RNA of Musa acuminata subsp. malaccensis (wild Malaysian banana), 5193 nucleotides long. The record is from RefSeq and is a predicted model, not a curated record. NCBI's taxonomy places the organism in Eukaryota, Viridiplantae, Streptophyta, Magnoliopsida, Zingiberales, Musaceae.